CCCUCUCUUAACACCCACCCACCGACCAUCCACAUCUCUUGUGAUCCACCAUGAACAAGCUGUACAUUGGGAACCUAAACGAAAACGUUACUCCAGGCGAUUUGGAGAAAGUCUUCAAUGACCACAAGAUCUCCUUCAGUGGUCAGUUUCUGGUGAAAUCGGGCUAUGCCUUUGUGGAUUGCCCUGAUGAGCAAUGGGCUAUGAAAGCCAUCGAAACUUUUUCUGGGAAAGUGGAGCUACAUGGAAAACAGCUAGAGAUUGAACAUUCAGUACCCAAAAAGCAAAGGAGCCGCAAAAUUCAGAUAAGAAAUAUCCCACCCCAGCUACGAUGGGAGGUGUUGGAUGGUUUGCUAGCUCAGUAUGGUACUGUAGAAAAUUGUGAACAAGUGAACACAGACAGCGAGACGGCCGUCGUCAACGUCACCUAUUCAAACCGGGAGCAGACCAGACAGGCGAUCAUGAAACUGAAUGGGCACCAGCUGGAAAACCAUGCACUGAAAGUCUCCUACAUCCCUGACGAACAGUCCAUGCAGGGGCCUGAGAAUGGGCGACGGGGCGGCUUCAGCACACGGGGGGCCCCCAGGCAGGGCUCGCCCGUCGCUGCAGGAGCGCCCGUAAAGCAGCAGCCGGUGGACAUCCCACUCCGACUCCUGGUGCCCACGCAGUACGUGGGGGCCAUCAUCGGCAAGGAGGGGGCCACCAUCCGCAACAUCACCAAGCAGACGCAGUCCAAAAUCGACGUGCACAGGAAGGAGAACGCGGGAGCAGCGGAGAAAGCCAUCAGCAUCCAUUCCACCCCCGAGGGCUGCUCCGCGGCCUGCAAGAUGAUCUUGGAGAUUAUGCAGAAGGAGGCAAAAGACACCAAGACAGCUGAUGAGGUUCCCUUGAAGAUCCUGGCCCAUAAUAACUUUGUGGGGCGGCUGAUCGGCAAAGAGGGGCGGAACCUGAAGAAGGUGGAACAGGACACGGAGACGAAAAUCACCAUCUCGUCUUUGCAGGAUCUGACUCUCUACAACCCUGAAAGGACGAUCACGGUGAAGGGCUCCAUCGAGAACUGCUGCAAAGCCGAACAGGAGAUCAUGAAGAAAGUGAGGGAAGCGUACGAAAACGACGUGGCUGCCAUGAGCCUACAGUCUCAUCUGAUCCCCGGCCUUAACCUGGCUGCUGUCGGACUCUUUCCGGCGUCUUCUAACGCGGUGCCGCCGCCUCCAAGCAGCAUCUCCGGGGCAGCGCCAUAUAACUCCUUCAUGCCCCCAGAGCAAGAGACGGUGCACGUCUUCAUCCCCGCGCAGGCCGUCGGCGCGAUCAUCGGCAAGAAAGGACAGCACAUUAAACAGCUCUCCAGAUUUGCGAGUGCCUCCAUCAAGAUCGCGCCACCCGAGACACCGGAUUCCAAAGUGCGCAUGGUUAUAAUCACUGGACCGCCAGAAGCUCAGUUCAAGGCACAAGGACGAAUUUAUGGCAAACUCAAGGAGGAAAACUUUUUUGGGCCUAAAGAAGAAGUGAAGCUGGAGACGCACAUUAGGGUCCCUGCCUCAGCUGCAGGGAGAGUUAUUGGCAAAGGAGGCAAAACUGUCAAUGAGCUGCAGAACCUGACGGCAGCAGAGGUGGUGGUGCCGCGGGACCAGACGCCUGAUGAGAACGAGCAAGUCAUUGUAAAAAUCAUUGGACACUUCUAUGCCAGCCAGAUGGCGCAGCGCAAGAUACGCGAUAUCCUGGCCCAGGUGAAACAGCAGCAUCAGAAGGGACAGAGCGGCCAGACGCAAGCGCGGAGGAAAUAAGAGCAGCUAGCACGCAACGACUGUGACAAAAAUUGGAAAAUGAAUGAGUCGAUGCCGGGCUUAAGAGUGGCUGGGAAUCAGUUACCGUAGACAGAUGAUAACUUUUCAUGACCAGAUUGAGAUUAAAAGGCAGUUUGAUUGGCUUCCAAGGUAGAUGCCUACAUUUAAAAAAAAAAAAAAACAAAAAAACCCCCGGAUCAAUUAGAUAAACAAUCUAUAUGUUGCAAAGGCUGCUUAAAUGAAGCAACAUGUGCUGCGGUGUGUGUCACCCCCAACACCCUCUUGCUGCUGUGAUUGGCCAGCGCCUAGCAAUGGAGGUUCCACCAUCCCUUGCCGCAGCGCUGCAGUGAAUCUAGUGCGUAGCAAUUAAAAUUGGAAACAGUCCGUCCCCUCCUACCCCCUGCUCUGCAGCAGAUGCAACAUAGAUGCUCAUUUAAGUUGACUUUUGUGGGCCAGUCCACCCCAAACUUGUGGUGCCAUCAUACCCUUCGUAGAAGAGUUCCAGGGUGCUGCUUUCUGGCCACCACGUUACACAUAGAUAUAUGAGACUGAUUAAAAACAAACAGAAAAAAAUUCUUAGAGCAAAGUAACUUUUCUUAGUGCUGAUUUUAGAAAUUCCAACAGAUAGGAUGGUUCCUACUCCCAUUCGCAGUAAAAUCUAGCGUGGGUGAAGGUUUUAGAACAAAAUGGACUCGGAUAACAUCGGAACCCUGCACUGAUCAGUCUUAGAACAUCCGAGAACGUGAUGGAGGAGAGAGACCUCUCUUCCAUUGUGUACCAAACUCAGUGCAAUGACUUUGCAAAGCCUUAUAAGACAGGAGAGCAACUAUAUUUUCCAGGAUGACUUUUUUUUUUUUAAACUAAGCCUAUGAAAUGAUUGCAGAAUUGGGGAGAAAUGCCAAGGCUAACCCUAGCACAGGCAAACCUAAACAGUAACCCUUCUGGGUGAUCAGCACUGGAAAGAACCAGGCACGACGCCCCAUCCUACCAAGUGACGCUAUUCACAAGAAUUAAAUCACCCGAGGAAAAAAGUUUUGGUCCCUCCCUCUUUUAAACAAUGACACCCCCCACCCAAAAAAAUUGCUUUGUAGGAAACAUGAUUAAAUCUUCCUCUAUUUAAUAAUCAUCUUAUUUAAAAAAAAAAACUAAGGCCAGGAUUUUUAAUCAACCCUGAGAGUGUCGGGUGUCCAACUGAAGAUAGCUCAGUGGUUUGAGCAUUGGCCUGCUAAACUCAGGGUUGUGAGUUCAAUCCUUGAAGGGGCCAUUUAGGGAUCUGGGGCAAAAAUCUGUCUGGGGAUUGGUCCUGCUUUGAGCAGCGGGUUGGACUAGAUGACCUCCUGAGGUCCCUUCCAACCCUGUGAUUCUGUGAAGGCAGGGCUUCACACCUCAAGAGAGGCCAAAAACUGCAAGCUCCUAUAGAAAUGAAUUGACAGGCUCAUGCCUGGGAGGCAGUGCUGUCUAGUGGAUAGAGCACUGCACUAAGACAGGACACUUGUAUUCUAUUCCAGCAGUUCUCAACCAGGGAUCCGAGGCCCUCUGGGGGGCAGCGAGCAGGUUUCAGGGUGUCUGCCCAGCAGGGCCAGCGUUAGACUUGCUGGGACCGAGGGCAGAAAGCCGAAGUCCCACCACGUGGGGCUAAAGCCGAAGCCUGAGCAACUUAACUUCAUGGGGCCGCGUGGGGCCCCGGGCAACUGCCCGGCUUGCUACCCCCUAACACCGGCCCUGGAUUUCAUAUGCAGAAAAACAUUUGUUGUGCCACAGGUGGGCCGUGGAGUUUUUAUAGCAUGUUGAAGGGGCCUCAGAAAGAAAAAGGGUGAGAACUCUUGUUCUAUUUCCCACUCUGCAAGUAGCCUGGUGGGUAACCUUGGGGAAGUGUUUAUGCCUCAGUUUCCCCAUCUACAAAUGGGGAUAAUGAUGCUUACCUCCUUUUGUAAAUGCUUUGACAUCUACUAAUGAUAAAAUCUAGGUAUUAUUAUUAUUAUUAUUAUUAUCAUCAUCAGGCACCUGCUCACCUCACUGCAGACAGCAGGUAUCCAAUGGGAUUUGAGCACCCAAUUCCCACUGGCCUCUGAAAAUUGCAGCCUAAACCGAAAAGGAUAGAAUCUUUGAAAACACCCAGGGAAGGUUUAUAAGCUAACUAGGAACAAGGAUCCCAAUUCAAAUACACUCUCCUGGGGUUAUUUGUCUUUUACUUUUCCCUUUAUUCUCUCUAGGUGGUGGGGGAAUUCCUGAAAUUUGGCACAUUAAAAAAAAAAAAAAAAUGUAAACCCGCAAGCAAAACUUUUCUGCAGUAAAAAAUACCUUCUUUUCAUGAGACAAAACCAAAUAUAUACGUCAAAAGAAUGUAAUAUGGUUACUGAAUCCAGUCACUCUUAUGUGGAUUUUUAUAUUUUAAAUAUAUUUUAAUGAUUUUUAUAUGAGUAUUUGGAAGGGACAGUAACUGCUGUGAUGGCAUCUUAGACGCAGGGCAAGGUCUCGUCUUCCCUAGGCAUGGAUCCUUCAAGCUGGCUUAUGAGCUGAAAGCAGCUCCUGAAGUCAGGUGGAAGUGACUUCAGGAGAAGCAGGAGGAUUUAUAGGGGUCAGCUCCUGCUCUCUGUGACUCCAGGGUAAAUCCAGAGACGCUCCAUUGAAGUCUGUCGUUUAACUCGAGGUUUACAGCUCUGCGCGCCGUAACGCCGGUGUAAAAGCAGAGUUAAUUCUCCUGGAGUCAGCGGGCCUGGUAUUCCGUUGCCUUACGCCCUUGUGCAAUCGCAUCAAUGCGGCUGCUCUGAUCUGGUAGCAUUUUACGCUCAUUCUGCCCUGACGUAAGAGUCUUCACAAAGUGCAGGGCAGUGGAGAAUUGGGAGAAGCAGACUAUAACUGAGAACACACUCUGCCUGUGUAGCCAGAGGAUGGGUGGGCUAUUGGAAUUUGACGAUCUAUCUAGGCUCUGCAAAGCGAGCCGGGAACCACCCUUGCAUUGAUUUGUUUUUGUAGGGGAGACCAGACCUUUUGUUCUGCCGGUGCAUUCCUUUGUACAUCUUGCUUAGGGUAUAGCUACGCUGCAAUCAGAGGUGUGAUUGCAGCAUGGUUUGGCAUGCCCACGCUAGCUAGCACCGCUAAAAAUAGCGGUGAAGAUUCGGUGGCACGGGCUAGCAAUGCAAGUACAUACCGAGGGGGACCACACUGAAGUCCACAGCCCCGUAUCUUCAUUGCUAUUUUUCAUCCUGCUAGCUAGAUCGAUGCUAGCCCAGGUCUGGCUACAUAAGCUGCCAUCGCAUAGUGUAGACGUAGCCUGAGUUAUGACCAUCUUUGAAUUUGGAUUACGCAACUGCAGGAAUGCUUGCUGGUUUUGAUAAAGGGAACAGACAAGCAGUUACUGUCCUUUAAACAUUGCAACAACAAGACGAUGUGGGGAAAGUCAGGUAUUGCUGUGUGUUUUAGCAACAAGGAAAAAAAAAAAGUAAGAAAAGAAAAGGAAAAAAAAAAAGCUACCUCAAGGUAUGAAGUUACCUCAGCCAUUGUUUUUUGUUUUGUUUUUGGGGCUUGCUGAUAUUUUAUAUAAAAGCUGAUAGUCUUGAAUAUUUUAUUUUUUUAAUGAAAAGAGAAGUUACGUUUCAUAAUUUCUUAUGAGCCAGGAGUUAUGUGCAGGUAACCAAGUGUUAUGAGCUCUCUAUUGAGAACGACAGAAAUUUCAGAUAUAGUGGACAAGAUGGCAGCAGCUGAUUUUUGGCCUCUUAAAGCGGGGUGGUUAAUUUCACUGUGAUGCAAGAGUGAUUGGCUGUAGAAAUUCAUCUAGGAUUUUGAGGGUUAGAACCCACCAACUUUUUGAUUGGAUUUUUUUUUUUUUUUAAACUAGCCAUUGGAAUAAAGUCCAUGCUUAACCCAACUCCAUCAGGUACCCAAACUGUUAAAGAGCCUUAGAUUAGAAACAUUUCACAAAAAGUCAAAAGAGUAGAAUGGAUUUGCUAUCAAGCAAUAAUUAUUAGCCAUAUCAAUCAGCAAUGAAAUAUGGCAUGUGGAGGGGCUGACUGGUAUGUUUCACGAAUUGGCCCGCUGUGGUAAUUCCAAGUAGUCCAAAUACUUCACUUACCAACCCAAAUGGAUCGACCUCUUGUAUCUGAAUAGGCAGCGUCAGACCAUCUUCUCCACUAUGAUGCUUUAAGUAUUUUACAGAGAUUGCCUCAGUUUUACCGAGGAUAAACAAAUAAUUAAAAAGAGAGAGAGAGAGAAAUGGGAGCCGAAAUUUUAUACAUGCAGACAGCAAGGAAAAAAAAUAGAGAGAGAGAGAUGUGAACCCAGCUAUUGCUAUUAGAAAGGUUCACAUUUUUAAUCACAUCUUGCUACUUUUUUAUUGUACCUGCAGGAAUUAACCCUUUUUUUAGAAUGUCAUGUUAAAAGAUCCGUGGUGGUAAAAUCAAUUCUAAAGAGGCUGACCCUGCGUCCCGUGCCCCCAAAACUCAGUGGUGCGUGAAGAACGCUGGAUCAAGCCCCUAAAUGGAUGCAGCUUUAAAGAAGUAAUGACCCUUUUUCAGUAGAGACAGGGAAUGUCAAACAAACGAAGCGAGAGUUAAAAAUCCCCCUUGAGUGGGUGACACGUUCCAAAGCGCGAGUGAGGAGAAAGCAGGAUGCUAAUUCUGCUUUUUACCACUGGAAGGUUGGGGUAGUCAAAGCCUUCAUUUCUGACUCCUUGCACCUGUCUCCUCGGAGGACAGAAAGUUACAAGACACGUGGUAGGAAAGACGUGGAAUAGAUUUCAAGUUGAUGCAGUUGAUUUGAUUUUUUUUCUUUUAACGGCAUUUGUCAUCUUGUCCUAUGAAAAACGGUUUCCUACUUCUUUAAAUCUCUGGCUCUCUACUUUUUACAGACUUUCACAGAACAGUUUAUUCAGACAUCGGUGAAUUGUAUUUUCCAACAGCAAGCAUUUUUGAUAACUGGUUCAAACUGUAUCAUCGAGAGAAAAAACAAACAAACCCACAGUACUGUAAAUCCGAUUGUUGCAGUGUUCUAUUGAGGGGGUCCUGCCACUUACCCAGAGUUUGAUUAUUCAGUGGAAACCUCUGGUGUUUUCCAUAAUAGAGGCCUAACCCCGUAAAAUGUUUAGAAGCAUUGCACCAUUUUAAUACUGUUUCUAUGUGUUCAAGGGGGCGUCUUUGUCACCCCUCGUUUCUUUUAAGAUCGGUUGUGAUUACUCUGGAGCUAAGAGGCUGCUGGGAUCAAUGCUUUAGAAAUAACCAUUUCCAUUAAGGAAGGCAGCAUUGCCUAGUCGUUUCUGGACAGGCCAGGGAGCUAGGAUAUCCUGAGUCUGAAUUCUGUUUCUACUCUGUGGACUUACACAAAUCACUUAUCUCCUCCCUGAGGCCCUGAUUCAGGAAAGCACUUACACAGGCUUAAGUCCUGUUGACUUUGAUGAGACUUAGGCACCUGUUUAAGGAGUCAGAGAGAGCUAGGUCUCCCAGUGCAGAACUCUGCAUAGCCGAGUUGCUUUGAGCAUCAGUGAAGUUAUUCCCAGUAAGCAACAGGCCUGGCACCUACUGUAUUUCUCUGGCACCAGCCUAGACUACAGCGUUAUGCAAGGAGCCCUUUGUACGGACCAGCUGCAAAGCCCAAUGAAGUCAAUGGAAGGAGACUUGACUGAGCUUUGACCCAGGCCUAAGUGAAUAACAAGUAAAAGGGAUCUGAUGAUGCAAAUACAUUUCUAGUCCACCAAGAAUUAAAAAGAAACAUGAACAAUCCCUCAACAGGCACCAGAAGCCCUGGAGGCAAACCCUUGUUAAGUGGCAGGAUCUUUAGGUUUGAAAUCAGAAGGGAAGUAUUACCAGGAGCAUCUUCCUCUGUAGAGCCAGGGCUGGCUUUGGACAGGGUGAGGAGCAGAGAAAUAUCUCCUCUCUUCUGAGCCGGCACCUCAUUUUUAUGAUAGCAGAAGCAGCAGAGUUUCUCACGCACGCACAUUUCCUCGACUAAGUGUGAAUUUGGUUGGUUCGGUUUCUGUAGAUCCUUUUCAAAGGGUUUGAAAACGUUCCCUGGGUUUUAAACUUGAGGGGAAUAAAAAGUGGGACAGAAUCUGGGGUCAUUCUGGAGGACGGGGGAGGCUCUAAUGCAUUAGGUAGCUCCAAGGUGUAGAAUUUAAAUUAGGGAAGCAGUGCAGUCUAGUGGCUAGAAGACAGGGUUCUGUGCCCAGCACUGUCACGGACUUGCUUUGUGGCCUGGGGCAAAAAAAAAAAAAAAAUCCACUUCUCUGUGCCUCCGUUAACCCAUCUGUGGAAUGGGUAUAAUGAUACCUACCUCACAGGGCUGUUGUGAGGAUUAACAAAUUACUCUUUUUCAAGCACUUUGCAAUCCUCAGUGUCAUAUAGAGUGCAAAGUAUUAUUAUUAGGAGGAACUAAAACAACACUCUAGUUUUGGGUUCACCUACCUAGUGCUAUCAUAAUCUUGUCAUGCCGUUCAGCAAGGGGCAAAAAUGACUAAACCAGCAUGCACAGUGUUUUUCUCUUCUGAGCUCUGAACGCUUUCUCGGCAAUUAAAAACACAUGGCUAUGGUUCCGUAGCUAUGGCAGACGAUACACUCCUUUGCUGGCAGUGAUCAUUGCAACCUAACCAAAUUGACAUACUUGGAAGGUUUUUAAGGAGUUAAAAUAGACUAAAAUUCAGUGUAAAUAUUAAAAAGAAACUGCCUUUAAGCUACAUUUUAGGUUUCCUGGGCAUUAGAUUUUGGUUUUUUAGCAAGAAAAAAAAAACAGUAAACAUUAGUAAUCUAGUAUCAGAAAAGUCUUUUUUUAACGUUUAGCUCCAAAUAUUUUGAUUAUUUUUAGAUUCUGGGGGAAAAAAAUAUCAGAAACGCAGACUUGGUAUGAGACAGUUGAAGACUUUUAUUAAAUUAAAUUUUUUUUUUUUUUUUUUAAUUAUAGGAUCUGCUUUACUGUUCCCUUGAAAUGGUACACACCUCAUAGGCUUUUUUUAUUUUUUGGAACUUUCUUCUUUUUUUAAAGCAUAUAGUAACCGAGAGGUUUAUUUUUUUUUUUCUUUUUUUUUUUUCUUUUGAAUGAAAUCGGUGCGAUCCUGUGAAACACGUAUGCUCCUGAGAGGGCACAGAUAAUGUUUUUGAAACUCUAAUUCACUCUCUUCUCGAGACCGGUCUGGAAGGAAUGAACAAAUCAGUUGGCCUGUGAACAUAUCAGCAGUGCUACUGUUAAUUUCAGCUGGGGUUUUGCUAGGGAAUUGAGGGCCAAAAUUGUCAGAAGCGCCUUGCAAUUUUUUAGAUGCUGCAAUUACUGGGUGUCCAAGCUGGGACAUCUUAAAGGAGUCCCAGUUUUCAGAAGGCAGGAGCUCAGCCCUAUCUUAAAAUCUGGCCCUUUCCAGUGUCAAGGUGAGUGACUUUUGAAAAUAUUGUCCCGGAUACCUAACUCCUUUGGAAAUCCCAGCCUUAAGUUCUGCUCCAAAACCCAUUGGCAGUCAACGAAGACUGCAGUGGGCUUCGGAUCAGGCCCUUACAGUAUUGUUUAGGAAGAAAGAAAUUCACCGUGAUUCGGCUGAAUCGGACCUGCCGCCCCCCCCCCCCUUUUUUUUUUAAGUCAUAGUUUGUAAAAUACAGAGCGAAUGAAAUAAGCGAGAGGCUCUCGAAUCAUUUUCUUCCUGAGAACAUGCAGGUGCUGCAAGCUUGAAAUUUACAUGUACAAACUACCUCAAACCUUACAAUAAGAUUUGAAUGAUAGAUGGGAGAGGAUGGACAUAUCCACCCUGCAGCUUUGCCCAGCCUCAGAAAUAAGCCCUGAACAGAACCUUUCCUGAAAGCUCAGAGAAGGGUCUCCCUCCAUCCUCCGCAGCGGUAGGUUUCCUGGAGGGAGAAGGAGUGGUUGGGCAGUUUAUUACCCCUCCUGGUCAGUGUGGGAUCUUCUUGCAGGUAGAGCAGGAGAAUAGAUGAUGGCUCCUCCCUUUCCACUAUUGGCGUCUCGUUUCUAGGAGUCUGAGUAGGUGCUUUGGUGCAAUGGGAGCCUCUCUGGAGGGCGAUGAUUAUCCCGUCACCGUAAAAUAUAAGAGACCAGUCAAUGUACAUCAGAUCCCGCCAACUUCAUGGAGAUUUUGCCCCCCCGGGCACUCAAGAAUCCAGUGCUGUGGCGGUUAAGACAAACCCAGCGGCUGAUCCUUUAGCUCCUGCUGCAUCAGAGGUAGGGCUGAGGCUCUCCUCUGAAGGAAUACUCUGAAGGAGGGAGAAGGUGCCACCCCUCCACUCCCUAGAAGAGACCUGGUAAGAGAAGGUGGAAUAGCCUGCUGAGUCAAAAUGACACAGCUGGUUUGAGGGAGCCAGGGCCUGGGGAGAGUAGGACAUCCUGGCCAUGAUGCCAUGCGGGCCCGAGGUUCAGAUAGACAUCCGGGCAGAAGGGUGAUAAUCAGAACCCUUUAAAAGUCAGCCCAUCCCUAAUUUAAAUAUGCAUUUAAACCCUGCUGCUUUAUUGUACAUUACAGAAUUUUUAAAAUAUUUGUUCAAGAUUAAUACCUCUCGGACACGUGGUCUGUGUGUGACACGGCAGGAGCGGCGGCGGGCAAAGCUGGACCGCUUUCGAAACUGGCCUGUGGGAGGGGAGAAAAAGCCCAACGCCGUCUCACCACAGAGGUGAUCGUCCCCAUUCCCAAAGGCAGCGGGUAGGGUGUGAACUGUGCAGUGUACCAGUUAAAGGAGCGGUGAUCUUCAACAGUGAAUGAUUAAAGAGAUGGUGUCAGGUGAACCCAGGCUCACACUGUUGGUUUUAUGACCCCAAAAGCAAUAUUUGGCCAAACUAGAACUGUUUCCACAGAUACUUCUUUAAAUUAAUGAUUCCAGUAGAAAUCUGUAUUUCAUCACCUGAAAACACCAGCAAGUGUGCCGGUGGGGAAGGAACUGAAAAAUUAAAUUUAUUCUAAACAGCAGCCAAACCGACCACAGUGCAUAAAGUAAAUCAUUAAUGGAACACAAAUUAGAUUCUUAGCUAAAAUUGCUUUAGAUUUAACAUACUGGGAAAUUAAUAGGACUAAACGGCCUAUAAAUCGGGGCAGAGCUGGUCUUUACAAAAUUAUUUAGUGUGUGUUAAAAGAGUUAAGGAAAUUAUGCUUUUUAAAGAUGCACCCAAUUCAUCCCAAGAUAAGCUCCACUGGCUUUAAGGAUGAAUUUCUCCCCCCUUUAAAAAAAUAAAUAAAAAUCUGACACUGUCCCUUUAAUCAGAUCUGUUCCAGUGAACUACAAAACCUUGAUUAAACCCACUCCUCCCCCAUGUGAAGCCCCCAGCUAUUCCUUAAACAGCCAGUGCCCAUGGAGUACGUUAGCUUCACUGCAUGUCAAACAAGGGGACAUGACCUUAUAUAUAACCAAUUCAUCUUUGUUUAUCUACCUCUUAGUGACAAUAGAAUAAAAUAGGUAGUGGCAACUCCACAUGCUGUAGUGUAGAGGAAAAAAUUACUCUCUUUUUCCAAAGAAAAAAUGUUCUUUUAAAAAAAAAAA
Molecule: messenger RNA, 11233 nt
Organism: Trachemys scripta elegans
Lineage: Eukaryota; Metazoa; Chordata; Testudines; Emydidae
Gene: IGF2BP1
Product: insulin like growth factor 2 mRNA binding protein 1
Exons: 15
Coding region: 51-1781 (576 amino acids)
Biological process (GO): regulation of gene expression; nervous system development
Cellular component (GO): cytoplasm; nucleus; cytosol
Molecular function (GO): mRNA 3'-UTR binding
Source: RefSeq, a predicted model, not a curated record